Messenger RNA from Dujonia railenensis, 723 nucleotides. Lineage: Eukaryota; Fungi; Ascomycota; Pichiomycetes; Serinales; Debaryomycetaceae. The record is from the annotation of a GenBank genome assembly.
AUGGUCCAGGGUAAAGUAUUCGCAGCCGUAUCGAUAGCUAAUAUUGUAUUGGGAGCUAAUGCGUUAGUGUUAGGCCCUAGAGCAGACACAACCACUGCAGCAGCAGCAGCAGCGGCAGCAGUUACGACUACAGCAGCAGCAGCAGCGGCAGCGGCAGCAGAUACAACAACAGCAGCAGUAGCAGCAGCGGCAGAUGAUACAACAACUGCUGCAGGGGCUGCAGCCACAACAGCAGCUACGACUACAGCAGCAGCAGCAGGAGCAGCAGCAAACACGGCAGCUACCACAGCUGCAACAACAACUGCAGCAGGAGCGGCAGCUACCACAGCAGCUACCACAGCAGCUACCACAGCAGCUACCACAGCAACAACAGCAGCAGCAGCAGCAGCAGCAGCAGCAGCAGCAGCAGAUGAUGAUACCACUGCUACCACAGGAACGGGAACUAAAACAGGUACUUCAACCAGUAAGACAAGUACUGGAACAGUCUCUGCGAGCGUCACUGCUGUCACAACUACUGCUGCAGACACAGGUGAUGGUAUUGGAAAUGCCGCUACUGAUGAUUUGACUUUUAUCACUACCAUGACUAAAGCAUCGACCACGUCUAAAGCUGCUGCUGCUACUGCUGCAUCAUCAGCUUCAUCGGCAAACGCAGGUGCUUCAAACAACUUUGCUAUGGGAGGACUCGUUGUAGGUGUAGCUAUGGCCGCACACGCUCUUAUAUAG